Messenger RNA from Neoarius graeffei (lesser salmon catfish), 1217 nucleotides. RefSeq names its product muscle segment homeobox 1a (gene msx1a). Lineage: Eukaryota; Metazoa; Chordata; Actinopteri; Siluriformes; Ariidae. Gene Ontology annotation, cellular component: nucleus. Gene Ontology annotation, molecular function: DNA-binding transcription factor activity, RNA polymerase II-specific; RNA polymerase II transcription regulatory region sequence-specific DNA binding. Gene Ontology annotation, biological process: embryonic morphogenesis; regulation of transcription by RNA polymerase II. Bases 75 to 815 code for a protein of 246 amino acids. The transcript has 2 exons. The record is from RefSeq and is a predicted model, not a curated record.
UCAGUGAUGCGCUCGCGCUCGGCUUGUGUUUGGACAGAGCGGCUCGAGCUUUAUGGGCUCCGAACGGCUCGAGCAUGAAGAGCGAGGACGUCACUUCUUCGCGCGACAUGCAGAGCGUCAAACCCGGAGCAGCGGUGUUGCCGUUCAGCGUGGAGGCGCUCAUGGCGGACCGGACACCAAGCCGGGCUGACAAAACUACCGGGUCGCGCGCGCUCUGGUGCGAGGACGGGUCCUCCUUCUCCUCCUUUUCCUCGGCUGUGCGCGAGGGAGACGCGUCACUGGAGGCGAAGAGCCCUGAGCGCGCGGACGCGAGCUCGUGGACGGAGAAUUCCCGUUUGACCCCACCUCCUCCUCCGCUUCCUCCUUCAAGGCGCCUCAGUCCUCCUGCGUGUCCCCUGAGGAAACACAAGACCAACCGGAAGCCUCGGACCCCGUUCACGACGUCACAGCUGCUGGCACUGGAGCGGAAGUUCCGGCAGAAGCAGUACCUGUCGAUCGCGGAGCGCGCCGAGUUCUCCAGCUCGCUGAGCCUGACGGAGACGCAGGUGAAGAUCUGGUUCCAGAACCGGCGCGCGAAGGCGAAGAGGCUGCAGGAGGCUGAGCUCGAGAAGCUGAAGAUGGCCGCCAAACCCAUGCUGCCUCCGGGCACUUUCGGGAUUUCAUUUCCGCUUGGGACGCACGUGCCCGGUUCCUACGGUGGAGGAGGAGGAGGAGGAGGAGGCGCACACGCGUUUCAGAGACCUUCCGUGCCCGUGUCACCCGUCGGACUUUACGCAGCAGCGCACAUGGGAUACAGCAUGUACCAUUUAGCAUGAGGCGCGUGCAAGUUUGUCCUUUUCACCCAGGGAUUCGAGGCACGAUAAUAAAUCAGACGGAACACUCACUGGCGAGCAUUAACACUUCCACUCAUGCACCAGAAACUCAGUCUCCAGGUGCCACUUUUAUUCACAUAAAUCACUGAGCGUGUGCUCAUAAAGCGUGCGCGCGCACACACACACACGCACACACACACACACACACACACACACACACACACACACACACACACACACUAUUUGCAAUGCGUGAGAAAGAUCCAGAAAAGUUUUAUCACGUGCUUUCAACAAGGGAUGCGCUGAACUGUAAGCUACUGUACAAUAAGGGGGGAAAACUUUUAUAAUAUGAUUAUAUUUGUUGAGUAAAUUAACAAUAAAUUGUUUAUUCUUUUUUUUUCCAUG